ACACCUAACUGAUAUCACCAAUAACCUUUUCACUUACAAAGCUUUUAAAGUAACCAAAACUUUGGUAAGCUUCUUUAGAGACCAGUGAGAGCUAUGUCAAAAGAGAUUGAGCUUCCAGGUUUCAGAUUCCACCCUACCGAGGAGGAGCUUACUGACUACUACCUCAAGAACAUGGUUUACGGAAAAUUCUCCAAAGUGGAAGUCAUUGGUUUUCUCAACAUCUAUCGUCAUGAUCCAUGGGACUUACCUCGCUUAUCGAAAAUCGGUGAGAGGGAAUGGUAUUUCUUUGUUCCAAGAGAAAGGAAGCAUGGGAACGGAGGGAGACCAAGCAGGACAACUGAGAAAGGAUAUUGGAAAGCAACUGGUUCCGAUCGUAAGAUCAUAAGCUUGUCUGAGCCAAAACGUGUGAUUGGGCUCAAGAAGACCCUUGUGUUCUACAGAGGAAGAGCACCAGGAGGAAGCAAGACUGAUUGGGUCAUGAACGAGUACCGUAUGCCUGACAAUUGCACCUUACCAAAGGACGUUGUGCUGUGUAAGAUAUACAGAAAAGCCACAUCACUUAAAGUGUUGGAGCAACGAGCAGAGAUGGAAUCUAAGAUGAAUCAAACAUGCCCAAACUCUCCCCUCUCGUCUUCCGAGACCGUUUCUUACGUUGGUAAAGAAGAAGACUUGAUGAUGACUUCGUUCCCUUUUCCUCAAGCAUCAGCCAUGCAAGAAGCAAACAACAACUUCAUGCUUCAAGGACAUACCGACAACGCAAAGAACGAAGAGAAACAAAGAGAAACAGAGAUGAAGGAGUCUUCUUCAUCGCUGAAGCUACCAUGUGGAGUCUUACCAUUACCAGAGCUGCAAGUACCUAAACAAGGACUAGAAUGGGGACAAGACCAGUUCUUGAGUAUAAGCCCAUGGCUCCAGAAUCUUACACCAAUAAUUAAUCUGCUAAAUUUUUAGGAUAUGUAAAGAACAAAUCUCCCAAAAGAACUAACUAUUCUUCAGUGAUACCUACCCUCCACCUGAGAAAAAACAGUCCUUGUAAGAUGCCUGGCUUCAGCUUAAGGAUUAUCAAUAAUAUUUGUUUUUACUCA
Molecule: messenger RNA, 1085 nt
Organism: Raphanus sativus (radish)
Lineage: Eukaryota; Viridiplantae; Streptophyta; Magnoliopsida; Brassicales; Brassicaceae
Product: NAC domain-containing protein 6
Exons: 3
Coding region: 94-951 (285 amino acids)
Biological process (GO): regulation of DNA-templated transcription
Molecular function (GO): DNA binding
Source: RefSeq, a predicted model, not a curated record